AUGCCUGAGCAAGAGAACGAACGUUCACAGCUUGCGGAACCAUCCACAGCCAAGUCUCCUCAGGAUGGGAGUGUCAGUGUCAAAAGACCUGCCAGAGUUGACAAGAGGAAGAACCGGUAUCCACGUCCUUCACCUCAGGGUCGCGAUGCCAGAUGGUUGGCCCUCUUCGAGCAGCCGCGUAGAGCCGCCAGGAUCGAGGGGUGGACUUUUGAGGAGUUUGAGAAGCAGUAUAAGAAAAGCACUGAGGUUAUUCGGACUCUGUAA
This is a messenger RNA of Fusarium mangiferae, 264 nucleotides long. RefSeq lists its product as uncharacterized. NCBI's taxonomy places the organism in Eukaryota, Fungi, Ascomycota, Sordariomycetes, Hypocreales, Nectriaceae. The coding region runs from base 1 to 264 and encodes 87 amino acids. The record is from RefSeq and is a predicted model, not a curated record. The transcript is spliced from 3 exons.